AUGAGGCGUCUUUCACCUAUGUUUCUUGGUGUUUCUUCGCUAUUGCUAUUUACUCCUUUGAUCUGGGGCGCCUCACUACCCUCAAGAGACCUGUACUCUCCCUCGUCUUCUACCAUUCGAAGGGGAUCUGAUCUCCAUGGCCCUAUCUGCGCCAAAGAAGGGCCGUCUGUGAACGAUAUUAGGUGGAAAGAAGGUGACUGGUCUGCCUCAUGGCUGUACUCCGUCGCUGGUGCUUUGGUCAAUGCUCGACCAGAUGACCUGAGGAAAUCAUGGGAAGAUGAAGAUCUGGGUAAUGUUCCAGCUAAUCAAGAUGCAACAGAGGCGAGUAUCGCUCUCUUCAACAAGGAUGGGGAAAGAAUCAAAACCAAAACUCUUCUAUCUGACAUUGGAAAAACCUACAAGGCUGCUAAUAUCAAGCAUGAUACAUCGGCAACAAGUAAUUGGUGGCUUGCAGCUUCGGAGAUGGCAGCUGUCAAGAUGGGUGGGUUUGAAGGCUUGGAAGGAGAUAAGAUAACGUCUGCCGGAAGUCCUUUAGAUGCGUUCAAGAUGUUGACGAAUAAAUCAGCCAAGAUAGACGAUAUCCAUCCUGAGCAAGUGGAACUCGUUUGGGAUCUAUUGACCGAUAGCAAGGUCACCCCAAUCGUGAUCAAACUUAGUCAAGGUGCAUGGUGGACUGUCAUCUCUGCGAUGCCCAACGGGGGUGAAAAGCCUUGGCAGAAUAGCACGGUCGAGAUAUACGACCCAAGUGCAGGGAAGACUGAAUCGAUCUACCUGCCUGCCUACUUACACGAUAUCAAACAAGUUGCGCAUUGGACGAUCUGA
Kwoniella shivajii is the source of this 822-nucleotide messenger RNA. RefSeq lists its product as uncharacterized. Lineage: Eukaryota; Fungi; Basidiomycota; Tremellomycetes; Tremellales; Cryptococcaceae. The transcript is spliced from 6 exons. The coding region runs from base 1 to 822 and encodes 273 amino acids. The record is from RefSeq and is a predicted model, not a curated record.